UCUGUCAUCAUCUGAUAAUAAUUAAUGAAAGAAAAGGAAAUUAUUUUUUCAUUUUUGUCUGAGAAAGAAAUCUCAGAACUUGAUUCGAUCGAGUUUAUAUAUAAUCUGUUGAGCUCCACAGUUUCAGGAAGAAAGCAAUAUCAUCACAAGGCAAAUCCAAGCAUUAUAUACAGCAAAGAAUGGGAACCAAUCAAGAAUAUGGAGCAGAGACAGAGAGAUGUGCAGUGGUUAGCGGUGCAAACAAGGGUAUUGGAUUUGAGGUGGUGAGGCAGCUUGCAUCUCAAGGGGUGGUGGUGGUGUUGACAGCCAGGGAUGAGAAGAGGGGAAAAGAAGCAACAUCUAAGCUCCAACAGUUGGGUCUGUCAAAUGUUGUCUUCCAUCAACUUGAUGUCUUGAAUCCAGUUAGCAUCCACUCCUUGGCCAAAUUCAUACACGCCAAAUUUGGCAGGCUUGAUAUCUUGGUUAAUAAUGCUGGAGCUACUGGAGUACUGGUGUCUGAGAAAGAUUUAAAAUCUCUAGACAUUGACUCCACAACUUGGCUUUCAGGCAAAGCAGUCAACCAAAUUCAAUGUGCAAUUAAAUACACUUAUGAGAAGGCUGAGGAAUGUUUGAAUACAAAUUACUACGGUGUUAAAAGAUUAACCGAGGCUCUUCUCCCACUCUUGCAACUCUCCACUCUGGGAGCAAGAAUCGUCAAUGUCUCCUCCCUAAGGAGUGAACUCAAGAGGAUACCAAGUGAAGAGAUAAGAAAUGAGCUCGGGGAUGUAGAAACAUUGACAGAGGAGAAAGUGGAUGCAGUUUUGGCAAGAUUUCUGCAUGAUUUUAAACAAAACGAACUCGAAGCGAAUGGAUGGACAAUGAUGCUGCCUGCAUAUAGCAUUUCCAAGGCCACCCUCAAUGCUUACACUAGAAUCCUUGCCAACAAGUACCCAAACAUGUGCAUCAACUGUGUGCAUCCUGGCUUUGUCAAUACAGACCUCAAUUGGCAUACAGGGACCAUGACUGUCGAAGAAGGGGCUGCCGGUCUGGUCAGGUUGGCUCUUAUACCCCAUAGAGGCCCUUCCGGCUGCUAUUUCGAUCGAACUGAAGUCGCAGACUUUUAAUGAUAUACACAUAUAUAUACAUGUAAGAUUUAUGCAUCUUUCCUUAUUUAUAUAUGAUACAUAUAUUAUGUAUAAGACUGAUGUAAAGCUAAAUAAGGGUUAGAACGCGUCUUUUUCA
Malus domestica (apple) is the source of this 1221-nucleotide messenger RNA. RefSeq names its product short-chain dehydrogenase/reductase 2b-like. The record is from RefSeq and is a predicted model, not a curated record. NCBI's taxonomy places the organism in Eukaryota, Viridiplantae, Streptophyta, Magnoliopsida, Rosales, Rosaceae. Gene Ontology annotation, cellular component: membrane.